CAGGUAGGGGCGGGCAGGAGCGCGGGCGGCGUGCGGGCCCUCGGGUCGGGGCUUCCGAUCCGAACCCCGAGGGGAAAUCGCCGCGCGCGGUGCGUGGGUCCGUGCACGGCCCUAAGGAGUUACCAGCCACCAACUAACAUUCCAGAAGACUCAGUAUGGCCAACGGGAGCUGGGCCACAGAUCGAGAACAGCUCCUGAGGAGGGUGCAGGACCUGGAGGAGGAGGUGAAGCGGCUGCAGGAGAAGCUGUCAGAGGGCAAGGAGGGUGCUGCAGUGAAGGACACCCCCUCGGCCUCCAGGAAACCCAAGAAGCGGCAGCAGCGGCCAUUUGAUUUCAGUGCCCACGGCCGCAGACACGUGGCGCUGAGGAUCGCCUACCUCGGCUGGGGGUACCAAGGCUUUGCCAGCCAGGAGAACACCAGCAACACAAUCGAAGAGAAGCUGUUUGAAGCCUUGAAGAAGACGCGGCUGGUAGAUGAUAGACAGACCUCCAACUAUCACCGAUGCGGGCGGACAGACAAAGGAGUCAGUGCCUUUGGACAGGUGAUUUCCCUAGAUCUCCGCUCUAACCUGUCAGAGGAAAAGCAACUAAAUGGUUGCAAGGGUGACUCAGAGGGAAAAAGCAGUAAAUUUGAGGAAGAGCUCCGUUACACCCACAUUCUGAACAGGGUGCUCCCACCUGACAUCCGUGUGCUGGCCUGGGCCCCUGUGGAGCCAGACUUCAGUGCCCGGUUCAGCUGUCUCAAGAGGACCUACCGCUACUUCUUUCCCUGUGCGGACCUGGACGUGACCCUCAUGCACACUGCCGCCCAACGGUAUGUGGGGACGCACGACUUCCGGAACCUCUGCAAAAUGGACGUGGCCAAUGGUGUCAUCAACUUCCAGAGAACAAUUCUCAGUGCCCAGGUGACGUGGGCAGAUGGGGGAGCUGAAGUUGGCCUGCGGGACCCUUUCCGACUGUGCCAGUUCGAGGUGACGGGACAGGCAUUCCUCUACCACCAAGUGCGCUGCAUGAUGGCCAUCCUCUUCCUGAUCGGACAGAGGAUGGAGAGCCCAGAGAUCAUUGAUGAGCUGCUGGAUGUGGAGAAGAACCCUCGAAAACCACAGUACAGUAUGGCUGUGGAGUUCCCCCUGGUCCUGUACGACUGUGAGUUUGAGAACAUCCAGUGGCAUUAUGACCGGGAAGUGCAGGAGUUCAACGUUACCCACCUGCAGCAGCUCUGGGCCAGCCACGCUGUCAAGACUCAAGUGCUGCACAACAUGUUACGAGGCCUGGAUGCUGCUCCCAUGGCUGCAGGGAAAGACCCAGGGAAUGUCACCACUGUCCUCUGGGGAGACCUGAAGCCUCCGGUGCACAACCAGGCCAGCAGCUUUGUGGAAGGUGUCCGUGCCCGGGCCUACAAGCCCCUGCUGGAGCGGCCCAGGUGCGAGGGGCUGGAGUCCCGCAUCCAGCACUGCCUGCGCAGGGGCCGCGGCCAGGCCGAGCGGGCCGCCAAGCGCCUCUGCACCGGGGAGGGGCCGGGGGAAGCCUCCUGA
Molecule: messenger RNA, 1535 nt
Organism: Numida meleagris (helmeted guineafowl)
Lineage: Eukaryota; Metazoa; Chordata; Aves; Galliformes; Numididae
Gene: PUS3
Product: pseudouridylate synthase 3
Exons: 5
Coding region: 156-1535 (459 amino acids)
Biological process (GO): tRNA pseudouridine synthesis; mRNA pseudouridine synthesis
Cellular component (GO): cytoplasm; nucleus
Molecular function (GO): pseudouridine synthase activity; RNA binding
Source: RefSeq, a predicted model, not a curated record